UUAGCUCAGGGCACCAUUUCUCUCUUUACAUAAAUGUUAGAACACUAGGUUCUAACAGAGAUCGAAAACUUAAAAUGGAAGCAGUUACAGAAUUGGAUGAAGCAACUCUAAGAGGCCAAGCAGACGUAUGGAAGUACAUGCUCGGCUUUGCAGAUUCCAUGGCUUUGAAAUGUGUUGUGGAGCUCCGGAUACCAGAUAUUAUACACACUCAUGGUCAUGCAUUGACCUUGUCUGAAAUAACCUCGUCCCUCGACUCUGCAUCACCCUCUCCAGACAUCACAUGCCUCUCUCGCAUCAUGCGGUUGCUGGUUCGCAGGAACAUUUUCACCGCACAUCAUGACUGUGGAGAUUCUGGAGAAACCCUCUACGGCUUGACUCACUCGUUUAGAUGGCUCUUACAUGAUUCAGAGCUCACUCUAACUCCGAUGGUUCUCAUGGAGACAAAUCCUACUCUAAUGGCGCCAUGGCACUGUUUCAGCCAAUGCGUCAAGCAAGGCGCCCCAUGCGCCUUUGAAAAAGUGCAUGGCCGCAAUAUUUGGCAAUUCUUCUCCGAAAAACCAGAGUUCAACCAAUUGUUCAACGAUGGCAUGUCGUGCACUACUAAGAUUACAAUGAAAGCGAUACUCACGGGAUAUAAGGGUGGGUUUGAAGAUGUGGCAACAUUGGUGGAUGUUGGUGGUGGGACUGGAAGCGCAGUGGCGGAGAUUGUGAAGUUGUAUCCCAGCAUUAGGGGCAUCAACUUUGAUCUACUACAUGUAGUUGCAACAGCGCCAGUGUACCAUGGGGUGUCACAUGUUGGAGGUGACAUGUUUGAUGAGGGCAAUAUUCCAAACACUGAUGCAAUUUUCAUGAAGUGGAUUAUGCACGACUGGAGCGACAGCGAUUGUGUCAAGAUAUUGAAAAACUGUCGAAAGGCGAUACCGGAAAGAAGUGGCAAGGUGAUUAUUGUGGACGUUGUUCUAGAGCCAAAUGGUGAUGGCAUGUUCGACGACACAGGCUUGGUGUUUGAUUUGCUAAUGAUUGCACACACCUCAGGUGGAAAGGAGAGGACUGAGAGUGAAUGGAAGAAGAUUUUGGAACAAGCAGGCUUCCCUCGUUACAAAAUCAUCAAAAUUCCAGCCUUAUUGUCCAUUAUUGAGGCCUUCCCUGUGUGAAAAAUUAAAUCUUAUAAUAGCGAGCAGUAUUAAUAAGAUGUGUGGCUAUGUUACAGUGUUUGAUCAACAUCAAUUAUUCAGUAGUAAAUUGGUGGCAAGCUGUGGGGCAGCUUUUCUUCUAAUUAGCUUCAUGAAAAAUACCCAAAUCGGAUAGGUGUCUAGGCCGGCCGGAAAGAUGCGCACAAAACUGAAAUCAUCAGUUUAGGGUUUUUCAGCAUCGACGUAAUCAGGUAUCAGAUAACCAAAAAAUAGUACAAAAUUCGUUGUGCUAGCUAGAUUCAUUUAAGCACUCUGCCUGAUGUUUACAUAGUUCAAAUCGAAAAUCU
Molecule: messenger RNA, 1480 nt
Organism: Rosa rugosa (rugosa rose)
Lineage: Eukaryota; Viridiplantae; Streptophyta; Magnoliopsida; Rosales; Rosaceae
Product: xanthohumol 4-O-methyltransferase-like
Exons: 2
Coding region: 75-1154 (359 amino acids)
Biological process (GO): methylation
Molecular function (GO): O-methyltransferase activity; S-adenosylmethionine-dependent methyltransferase activity; protein dimerization activity
Source: RefSeq, a predicted model, not a curated record